CAAUGGUCGGGACCUGUUGAAGAGGUUAAAGGGGAAGAAGAUACUAUUCGUAGGGGACUCUCUAAGCCUCAACCAAUGGCAAUCACUAACAUGCAUGUUGCAUGCUGCAGUGCCCCAAACCAACUAUGCCCUAACAAGGAAAGCCGACAUCUCUGCGUUUUCUUGGCCCGAUUAUGAUGUUUCAAUUAGGUUAUCUCGCAAUGCAUUUCUGGUGGACCUAGUGGAUACAAAGGAAGGCAGGGUUCUAAAGCUGGACUCUAUUGAAAACGGCAAAACAUGGAAAGGAUACGACGUGCUUAUCUUCAAUACUUGGCAUUGGUGGCUCCACAAAGGAAGCAAACAACCAUGGGACUACAUAGAAGCAGGAGGUAAGAUAGUGAAGGAUAUGGACCGUUUGGAUGCUUUUAGAGAGGGAUUAACUACUUGGUCCAAGUGGGUGGACUCUAAUGUUGAUGCUGCCAACACCAAAGUUUUCUUUCAAGGCAUUUCUCCAACUCAUUACAUAGGAAAAGAAUGGGACGAGUCAGAGUCAGCAACUUGCAAAGGACAAAAUCAACCUGUAAGUGGUUCAAAAUACCCAGGAGGAUCACCAGCAGCAGCAACUUUGGUCAACCAAGUGUUGACGGCCAUGUCAUCGCCAGUAACUUUGCUGGACAUAACAUUGCUAUCGGAACUGAGGAAAGAUGGGCACCCAUCUGCAUAUGGUUUGGGUGGAGAUAAAGGAAACGAUUGCAGUCACUGGUGCCUUGCUGGUGUCCCUGACACCUGGAAUGAGCUUUUUUAUGCAAGUCUUGUGGCUACUGACUGAGAAUUAUUUAGAAUGGGAAACAAAUACAUAAAUGUAUAAAUUACUUGGCUACAAAUGAAGUGGGUGGUAGCCUCUAUUCUAUCU
Prunus avium (sweet cherry) is the source of this 892-nucleotide messenger RNA. The record is from RefSeq and is a predicted model, not a curated record. NCBI's taxonomy places the organism in Eukaryota, Viridiplantae, Streptophyta, Magnoliopsida, Rosales, Rosaceae.